GGAACACUGACAGGUGAACACAAAAUGAGAAGAUCAGCAGCUCCAAGUCGGCAGUUGUUGGGGAAUCCUGCAAAAAAGCCUUGUUUUACACCACCCAUUAAACAUAACUCCUUCUCCAAUAAGACAACAGAUAGCUUGACUACAUUGCUAAAGCCCAAGGUUGACAAUGUGCCUUCUGAAGUCCAUGCAAGAACCUGUGGUGUAGAUGCAGAUUCCAAAGCAGUCGAACUUUCAGUGUCCAAAGACCAGCUGUGCAGGCCUGCUGUAACUGCUGUUGCAAAGUUUAGACCACUAACAGGUAUGAUCGGCAUUGAUAGUCUUACC
Molecule: messenger RNA, 324 nt
Organism: Staurois parvus
Lineage: Eukaryota; Metazoa; Chordata; Amphibia; Anura; Ranidae
Source: the annotation of a GenBank genome assembly